AUGACGACGCUGGCGAUCACCUGCUUCGGCUUUCUGGCCCUUCUCAACCUGGUUGCCGCGGAAGGAUCUGUCCAAAAUCCGAAUGUAACGCAGUGUGAAGGCUCGGAUGACUCUUACUUAGUGAUUCAGGAUGUCAAAAUCACCGACGCCGAACUUGGGAAGACAGCGCAAUUUGACGUCAAAGCUCAAGUAAAUGAGGCCUUUGGCGUCAAUCCCGUACUGAAAAUUUCUUUCGCGAAACCUGAGGGAAGGCUCGUGCAAUGCGUUCACCUGAUUAUCCCAAAACAACUGAAGCUUUGUGGUGGUGACACGGAGUUUGAGAAACAGGUGACGGCUGAAUGGAACAACAAGUGUCCUAUUGAAGAAGGCACAUAUUCUCCACGUCUAUCCAUCUAUCUUCCUGAUAUGAACUUAGCCAAGGGAUGCAUUGGGGAUGGCAAAUUUAUCGUCACCCUCACGGUCGCAGAUCAAGGAAAGACUUUGGAUUGCGUGUCCUUCCCUGUAUCAAUUGAUGGGCGCUUCGGAAGUAUUCUGCCUUCCAAAAAUAUGGUUCUGUUUUAGAGUGGUUACCCUGAGAAUGCGAAUACAAGUGACAAAAAUGUUUACCUAUAGAUAACAUGUACGUUGAGAACAUAGCAGUCUGAUCAUUUAUAUCAGUGUGCUCUUGGUGACACGAUUAAAUGAUUAAUACAAUAUCUGAUCAAUGCAGAGCAUUGUAUUCUAAUUUCACUAUGAACGAAUCCUUUAUCUCGACAUUGUAUACUGUGAAAUUGAAAUGUUGGAAACCCAUAUCAAGCUAAUUAAAGCAAAAUUGCCGUGCAGCUCGAUAAAAAAAUCAGAUCAAGCAGGCGUCGCGAGGACGCAUGGCAUAGAACUUUUUAGGGGCUUAGCUUGGGGUGUAACUAGAGUGAUUCAUUUUUUUCUAGGAAUAAACUUUAUCCCGUAGUUUCCUUGUCCCAGUGCGAAUUCAUUUGAGUGUCACCUCUGCAUCACUCCGAGAAUUAAAAAAAUACAUGUUCAGCUUAAAUUGUUUCAUUACGAGACAAUAAUUACCGUCUGGCAGCCUCAGCACCAUCCCCAAUUUUCGAUUUUCGCCAGGUCAAAACAUAAAGCGUCAAAACAUGUUGUACAAGAAUUGUACAGGACCAGUGCACAUGUCGGGACCUAUGUGAUAUGAACAUUUCAUAUAGCGGAUAGUGAAAUUCUCCAAGACUGCUCAUUUCUUACGUGCGUCUUGGGCGUAACAGAAAUGGAUGCGCACGCAUGCCUUCUCGCGUACCCGUGCUACGCCAUGGGAUAAAUCUUGUAUUGUCUUGGGUUUCCUUAUUUAUUAUUUAUUGCAAAUGUGUACAGGCCGCUUCCUGACCAGUCCCCCAUUGUGGGCAUUUGCCACGUUAUGAAAACCGUCAUCAUAUCGCCCAUGCGGACACGUUUCUUGGUCGAUCCUCUAUUGUCGGUAUGUGUCGUACUAUAAUAACCACAAUCAUCAGCACGCGGUGAUCAUCGCCGAGAACUAGUUAGUGUUGGCACGAGUGGAGCGUGCUUGUUCUCUGUUUCAACGAAAUGCCUGUAUAAAAAUACUGACAAAUAUAUCCA
Molecule: messenger RNA, 1596 nt
Organism: Dermacentor andersoni
Lineage: Eukaryota; Metazoa; Arthropoda; Arachnida; Ixodida; Ixodidae
Source: RefSeq, a predicted model, not a curated record